Marmota monax (woodchuck) is the source of this 3459-nucleotide messenger RNA. It is a transcript of the gene Znf628, whose product is annotated as zinc finger protein 628. The transcript is spliced from 2 exons. Lineage: Eukaryota; Metazoa; Chordata; Mammalia; Rodentia; Sciuridae. The record is from RefSeq and is a predicted model, not a curated record. Bases 194 to 3337 code for a protein of 1047 amino acids.
CGGGGUUUGUGUGCGCAAGAGGCCGCCGAUAAAGGUUGGGUGCCUCGCGCCGGGGGCCGUCGGGAGGGAGCGCGCCCCCGCCCCUCCCCGGCCCCCGCUACUGCGGCGCCGUGCCGGGCCCCCCUUCCCGUCGGCCCCCGCGGGGAGCUCCUGGGCCUCCCGCCUCGUCCUCCGGACCGGGGCCGCAGGUGUGAUGGUUGGCUCCCACGCGGACAUGGCGCCUGCCUCUACCGCGGACGGGACUGGGGAGAAGCCCGGCCCGGCGGCCCCCGCCCCUGCGGCCCAGUAUGAGUGCGGGGAGUGUGGCAAGUCAUUCCGGUGGUCGUCUCGGCUCCUGCACCAUCAGCGCACGCACACAGGCGAGCGGCCCUACAAGUGCCCGGAUUGCCCCAAGGCCUUCAAGGGCUCCUCAGCCCUGCUUUACCACCAGCGGGGCCACACUGGCGAGCGGCCCUACCAGUGCCCCGACUGCCCCAAGGCCUUCAAGCGCUCCUCGCUGCUGCAGAUCCACCGCAGCGUGCACACAGGCCUGCGGGCCUUCACCUGUGGCCAGUGCGGCCUGGCCUUCAAAUGGUCGUCCCACUACCAGUACCACCUGCGGCAGCACACGGGUGAGCGCCCCUACCUGUGCCUCGACUGCCCCAAGGCCUUCAAGAACUCAUCCAGCCUGCGGCGCCACCGGCACGUGCACACUGGCGAGCGCCCUUACACCUGCGGCGUGUGUGGCAAGAGCUUCACGCAGAGCACAAACCUGCGGCAGCACCAGCGCGUGCACACAGGCGAGCGGCCCUUCCGCUGCCCGCUCUGCCCCAAGACCUUCACCCACUCCUCCAACCUGCUGCUGCACCAGCGCACCCACGGCCCCGCCCCCGCCCCGGGCACCGCCCCCGGCACCACCCCCGUCCCCCCGCCCCCCACGCCUGGUGAACCCUGCGCGGGCAGCAAGGUUUUGGUCUCAGACGCUUACCUGCAGCGCCACCUGCCGUCCAGCAGCCCGCCCGCGCCCCCCGCCCCGCCGCCCCAGCCUCCGCCAGUGGUGCCCGAGCUGUUUCUGGCGGCAGCUGAGACCACGGUGGAGCUGGUGUACCGCUGCGAUGGCUGUGAGCAAGGCUUUGGCAGCGAGGAGCUGCUCCUGGAGCACCAGCCGUGCCCCGGGCCUGCUCCCCAGCCCCAGGAUGCCCCUGCGGAGACGCCCAAUGAUGCGCCCCCUGCGUCGUUGUCCCCGACGUCCCCUCUGCCGCAGCCCCCUCCUGUCACUGCUCCUGGCUUUGCCUGCCUUCCCUGUGGAAAAUCCUUCCGCACGGUGGCAGGCCUCUCCCGACACCAGCAUAGCCAUGGGGCAGCUGGGGGACAGGCCUUCCGCUGCGGCAGCUGCGACGGGGCUUUCCCGCAGCUGGCCAGCCUCUUGGCGCACCAGCAAUGCCACGUGGAAGAGGCUGCGGCUGGGCGCCCACCCCCCCAGGCUGAGGUUGCCGAGGUCACCUGUCCCCAGGAGCCUAUGGCCUCUGCUGCUCCUGCCCCGCCUCCUCCCCCGCCUGCCGUGGCUUCUGUAGAGCGUCCAUAUAAAUGUGCAGAGUGCGGCAAGGCCUUCAAGGGCUCCUCAGGGCUGCGGUACCACCUUCGAGACCACACCGGUGAGCGGCCCUACCAGUGCGGUGAGUGUGGCAAGGCCUUCAAGCGCUCCUCGCUGCUGGCCAUCCACCAGCGCGUACACACAGGCCUGCGGGCCUUCACCUGUGGCCAGUGCGGCCUCACCUUCAAGUGGUCAUCUCACUACCAGUACCACCUGCGGCUACACUCCGGCGAGCGGCCCUACGCCUGCAGCGAGUGUGGAAAGGCCUUCCGCAACACGUCGUGCCUGCGGCGCCACCGACAUGUGCACACUGGCGAGCGGCCCCACACCUGCAGCGUGUGCGGCAAGAGCUUCGCCCAGACCUCCAACCUGCGGCAGCACCAGCGCGUGCACACGGGCGAGCGGCCCUUCCGCUGCCCGCUCUGCCCCAAGACCUUCACCCACUCUUCCAACCUGCUGCUGCACCAGCGCACCCACUCAGCCGAGCGCCCCUUUGCCUGCCCCAUUUGCGGUCGCGGCUUUGUCAUGGCCGCCUAUCUGCAGCGACAUCUGAGGACGCAUGCCCCAGCCAACACGGCUUCCGGCACUACAGCCUCCGCUGCCCCAAGCUCUCAGCCCCAGGCCCCACUGGCUGCAGCCCCGGCCUCACUGGCCACCCAAGAUGUCCAUGUUCUCCCUCACCUCCAAGCCACGCUUUCCCUCGAAGUGGCUGGGGGCACAGCCCAGGUCCCGCCCCCGGGCCCAGGGGCUCCCAACUCCCAGACGUUUCUCCUGGUGCAGACUGCCCAGGGUCUCCAGCUGAUCCCUAGCAGCGUCCAGCCCCCUACUCCUCCGCCCCCACCUGCACCUAAGCUCAUCCUGCUGCCCUCCAGUGCUGGGAGCGGGGGCAGCCGUGCAAGGCAGUGCCCUCGCGCAGCAGGGAAAGCCAGCCCUGGGACAGGGGUAGUCUGGCUGCCAGGCCCUGGGAGUCUAGGGGUGCAGGGAGGGAGUGGAGCAGGGGCCAGCGGGGCAGGGCAGAGCCUCAUUGUUCUGCAGAAUGUAGGGGGUGGGGAAGCAGGACCCCAGGAAGUGAGUGGGGUCCAGCUCCAGCCCGCACAGGAAGUGACCACGGUCCAGCUCCAACCCGCACAGGAAGUGACCACGGUCCAGCUCCAGCCCGCACAGGAAGUGACCACGGUCCAGCUCCAACCCCUGGCAGGCCAGCUUUCUAAUUCCAGUGGAGGAGCUGUGACUGCUGAGGCCCCCAAUCUGCUGGUGGUUCAGAGUGGGGCAGCUGAGGAAUUGCUAACUGGGCCAGGUCCUGGGGAGGCAGCGGAUAGUGAGGCUAGCACGGGUGUGGUCCAGGAUGUCCUCUUUGAAACACUGCAGACGGAUGAGGGGUUGCAGAGCGUGUUGGUGCUGAGCGGAGCAGAUGGGGAGCAGACCCGGCUCUGUGUGCAGGAGGUAGAGACCCUUCCCCCCGGACUGACAGAGCCACCUGCCCCUGGCCCGCCGGGGCAGAAACUCCUUAUCAUCCGCAGUGCCCCAGCGGCUGAACUGCUGGAGAACAGCAGUGUUGGAGGAGGCGCUGCCACACUGCAACUUCUGGCCCCACCACCACCUGGCCCAGUCUCUACCCCCGCAGGGAUGCCUGCUGUUCCCACCUCCCAGAUGGUGCAAGUGGUCCCCGCAGGGGCUGGGCCUGGGGUCAUGACCUCACAGGGCGUGCCCUCUAUCCAAAUCGUGCAGACCCUACCAGCAGUCCAGCUGGUGCACACAUUUUGAGGACUGGCGCCUCUGUCCACCCCACACAGAGACUCCUAACUCAUUUUCCUUGGCUGAGCUGGGGUUAGCCCCAGGAGAAGGGGGCUGUAGGCUGGGCGUGCUAAUAAAGACCCAGAAUCUCC